Zonotrichia albicollis (white-throated sparrow) is the source of this 1434-nucleotide messenger RNA. NCBI's taxonomy places the organism in Eukaryota, Metazoa, Chordata, Aves, Passeriformes, Passerellidae. The record is from RefSeq and is a predicted model, not a curated record.
GGACGCUUUCUAUGCCUCCAUCAUCCUCUUUGUGGGGCGAGUGUGGGAUGCCAUCACGGACCCCAUGGUGGGGUUCUUCAUCAGCAAAACUCCCUGGACCCGCUUCGGCCGCCUGAUGCCCUGGAUCGUGUUCUCCACCCCUUUCGCCAUCAUCUCCUACUUCCUCAUCUGGCAUGUGCCAGACAUCUCCACAGGACAAGUGAUGUGGUACCUUGUCUUCUACUGUGCCUUCCAGACCCUCGUGACGUGCUUCCACGUGCCUUACUCAGCCCUCACCAUGUUCAUCAGCAGGGAGCAGAGCGAGCGGGACUCGGCCACUGCCUACCGAAUGACUGUGGAAGUGCUGGGCACCGUGCUGGGCACUGCCAUCCAGGGCCAGAUCGUUGGCAAGGUGGACACUCCCUGCGUGGGGAGCCCCUUCUUCUUCGGCUUGACCAACUCCUCGGUGGCCAUGGAGGAGCUGAACAUGACCCACGACACCGGGGGGCUCACAGACACUAGAAAUGCCUACAUGAUCGCUGCUGGGGUCAUUGGAGGGCUCUACAUCCUCUGUGCCUUCAUCCUGGUGCUGGGCGUGAGGGAGAGGAGAGAGUCCUGUGAGCUGCAGUCGGACGAGCCUGUCUCCUUCUUCCAGGGGCUGAAGCUGGUGAUGAACCACAGGCCCUACAUCAAACUCAUCGCCGGCUUCCUCUUCACCUCACUGGCCUUCAUGCUGCUGGAGGGAAACUUUGCCCUCUUCUGCACCUACACCCUGGGCUUCCGCAACGAGUUCCAGAACAUUCUGCUGGCCAUCAUGCUCUCGGCCACCCUGACCAUCCCCUUCUGGCAGUGGUUCCUGACGCGAUUUGGGAAGAAGAGCGCUGUCUACGUGGGCAUCUCAUCUGCCAUCCCCUUCCUCAUCCUCGUGGUUCUCCUGGACAGUAACCUCUUUGUCACCUACCUGGUGGCCGUCGCCGCUGGCAUCAGCGUGGCAGCUGCGUUCCUCCUGCCCUGGUCCAUGCUGCCUGAUGUCAUCGAUGACUUCAAGCUGCAGCACCCCAGCUCCCGUGGCCACGAGGCAAUCUUCUUCUCCUUCUACGUCUUCUUCACCAAGUUCACAGCUGGGGUGUCCCUGGGCAUCUCCACGCUCAGCCUGGACUUUGCAGGCUACCAGACCAGGGGCUGCUCCCAGCCUGACCAGGUGCAUUUCACCCUGAAGAUGUUGGUGUCUGCCGUGCCCGUGGGGCUGAUCCUGCUCAGCCUGCUGCUCUUCAAGCUCUACCCCAUCGACGAGGAGAAGAGGAGCAAGAACAAGAAAGCCCUGCAGGAUUUAAGGGAGGAGAGCAACAGCAGCUCGGAGUCGGACAACACAGAACUGGCCAGCAUCGUGUGACCCGGGCUGGGGCUGGCUGCUCACCCUGGGGCUCCCAGGGGGCUCACCCCCCCCAGGCUGGA